This is a messenger RNA of Lodderomyces jiufengensis, 3897 nucleotides long. It is a transcript of the gene ZDS1, whose product is annotated as Zds1p. The record is from RefSeq and is a predicted model, not a curated record. Gene Ontology annotation, biological process: establishment of cell polarity; positive regulation of G2/M transition of mitotic cell cycle. Lineage: Eukaryota; Fungi; Ascomycota; Pichiomycetes; Serinales; Debaryomycetaceae. Bases 1 to 3897 code for a protein of 1298 amino acids. Gene Ontology annotation, cellular component: cell septum; cytoplasm. The transcript has a single exon.
AUGAACCCUAAUAAAUAUGAUGAAGCGGUUCAAAAUUUAAACCAUGAAAAAUAUUUAUUAAAUCAAUUAAAAAGAAGAUCAAUAAAUAUAUUUGAAAAUAAUACAGAAAUUGAAUAUUUUAUACCAUCUCCAACUACUAAUACCAACAACAAUAAUACUUUACAAAUACCUCAAGAUAAUGAGAUUUUUUAUGAUUGUAGUGAAGAAGAUAUAAAUUUAAAUCAAGUUGAAUCAUUUUUAGAAAGAAAAUUAUCAAAAAAAUCUAGAAAAUCUUGUUUAUCAAUUACAGAUUCUGAUUUCAAUGAAAAUAGGAAUAAUGAGGACAAUCAUAAAGAAUUAAAGGAUAUUAAUGAUUUAAAUAUUUCAUCACCUACAAUAUCACCCGAGAAAGACUCAAUUAAAUCAUUAUCAUCAAAUUCUUCAAAUUCACCACUGAAGAAUUCAUCAAAUAGAAACUCUUGGUAUAAUAAUAAUCACAAUAAGAGAUUAUCAACUCCAUCAAUAAAAGAAUUAUCAAUUGAAUUAAAAAGAAUCUCCAAGAAUGAAACUGAUCCUACUUUUUUAUCAACUACUGGAUAUACAGAUAUUGAACAACAAGCGUAUAAAGAAUUAAAUAAUAAUACUUUACAUCAUCAUCCUGAUCAACAACAACCUUUUCCACCUACACCAGAGAACAACAAAAGUAACAUUGAACCACAAGAUUCUCCAUAUGCAAAUGAAUUUCAAUUACGUCGUAGUAAAAAUACUUUUAAAUCUAGAAAAGCAUCAACAUCAUCGUCAGCGUCAAAUUCUCAUGAAGAUCAAACAUCAUCACAUAAUGCACCCAAUGGUAGGAAUUUGAAUCCAAUAGUACCUAAAAAACUUGAUAGGACAAUACCAAAUAUACCAAUGGCUAAAUCAAAGUCUGGAGAUUUGGAAAUGGAUCAUUUUCGUUACAACCAAAAUUAUAAUAGAAUGAAUGAUCAACAUCGAUACCAACAACAACAGGCAUCAAAGCAAAAGCAACUACCACAGCAUCCUAUUCAAUCAAAUCAUCAUUACCCACAACAACAAAUGCAUCAACAUAGACAAUUACCUCCAAAACAACAACCACAAGUUUUACAAAAUAGAUCAACUACAAAUCAACAAUCAUACCCACAACUUUAUACCCAACAACAAAAACAAAAACCAUCACUGCAUAGAAAUCCAUCACCGCAUUCACAACAUCAUUUAUACCCACGUCAAUCUCAUCAAAGACAACAACCAUCAAAUGAUCGGAUACAACAACAGAAUCCAUUACCUUCAAAACCUAGUCAAAAAAGAUUACCAUCUGCAUCAAAUACAAAUAUUAAUGACUUUAUGAUACAAACACCUACAACAAAUUCAAGAACAAAACAUCGUCACAGGGUUCAAAGAAAUGAUUUAGAUCAAUCGAACAUGUAUUUUCAGCAUCAACAAAAUCAACAGCAACGACAAAAACAGCAUAGAUCUCCUAAAAAUCAGGCACCAUAUAAUUUCAAUAAUUCAAUUCCACCUAGAUCACAGCAAUUGCAUCAAAAUUUAGAUUUAUUAAGAUCAGAAAUCAAUGAAUUCAAAGAGAGCUUGAAUAAAUCAACUGAUGAUAAGAAUGAUAAAUUUAUGGAGAAUGAUUACCAAAACUUCAAAUCUCAACCUUUAAAUAAUCAACAAAAAUCAAAAGAACCACUGCCACCUAAAAAUCUUUCAAAUUCUGAUAUUAGUUUCGAUGUAAGUUAUCAAGAUUUAUCAACUGAUGAUCCUUUGGGAAUGGAUAAAUCAGUGUCACCACCAUCUACAGAAAAUGUCACCGAAAGCCCUACGUUAAAAGUCGACGAGCAAAAGGAUACAUUUGAAGAUAAAUCCAUUAAACAAUCAACACCUGAUUCUUCACCUAAAAAAGAAUUUAGAAUAAAUGUCCCACUUAAUCAAUCAUUAUCACCUGAAAAAAAAAUCACUACCUUACCAUCAUCUACUGAAAAUAUAGAAAAGGAAUUUGUCUCACAUUCAACUCCUCAAGUUUCUCCUGCCAAAUCUAAAAAACUUUCAUCACCACCACCAGAAAUAGCAUCACCGAAAAGAGAAGAAGCUUGUGAGAGUACACCAUUAAAACAAUCAACACCAGAGGCUGAGGCUGUUCCAAUUGAUGAAGUGGAUGAUAUUUUUGCUAAUAUUCCUACCGUUGAUAAUGACUUUUUAGAUUAUCAUGAUGAAGAAGAUGAGGAAGAUAAUCAAGAAAUUGCAUACCAUCCAGAGAAUGUUAAAAUUCUUAGUGAAAAUGACAUUGAAAUAUCACCAAAAUUCCAAGCAUCACCUAAAUUUGACGAUUUUGAGUUAAUAGAAGAUGAUCAAUUUGAAAAAUCAAACUUAUCCAAAAAAUUAUCAUUUCACCAACAACACAAAGAACCAACUAAUCCCUCUAUAAAGACAACUUCAAAACCAACUAAAGUUAAUACCAAAUUAUUCAACAAAGGAAGUGUCCAAAUUAUUGAUUCAAAUAACUAUGAAGAAAAAAUGGGACUCAAGAAGAAGAAAAACAAUAAUAUUGAACCAACUACCACCGAUUCAUCAAAAAAUUUAAAAAAGAAGAAAAGUUUUGGAAUAUUAUCAUCUUCAUCACCAUCAAUUGCAGAUAAUAUUGAUGAAAAGAAAAACCUAAAAAAGAAAAAAAGCUGGAAUUGGUUAAGAGAAAGAUCAUCAAGUUUAUCAUCGAUGGACUCAAACUCAAGCCUUAAUAAUCAUGUUCAACCAGUAAACAAUCAAUCCAAACCAGUAAGAUCAGUUUCAAACCCCGAGAGUAACACACAUAAUGAAGAAUCGUCUAUAUCCUCCGAUAAAGAAAAUGCUUUCUCAAGAUUAUUUAAAAAAAAAUCCAAGAUUAAUCUUAAUCAUGUUAAUAAGUUUAACGAUUCAAUAAAUUCAAAUUUGAGUAAUAAUGGUGUUGUAUUAGUUAAUGAAAAAGUUCCUUCAAUUAAAAAGAAAUCAAGUGGAUUGUUUAAAAAGAGAACUAAAAUCAAAUUAGAUGAAGCACUUAUCAAUAAUAAUGAUCAACAACAACAACAGCAACAGGAUCAACUGGCAAGAUUAGAUGACGACAAAGAAAAUAGAGAAGCACGAAAAUCAAUCGAAACUUCAUUAAAUGGUCAUGCAUCAUCAAAAUUAAAUAAUCAAAUUGAAUUAACAGAUUUGGAGGCAUAUAAUGAAGAUAUAGAUCAACCACCAACAGAUAUUACCAAUUUGGAAGAUGAUCCAAUUACAGCACCAGUUGAGAAAGAUGAAAAUGUAUCAAAUGAUUUACUGGAACAAGGUGAAGAUCAAAUAGCAUUUAAUGAUAUGAUGAAAAGAAAUCUGUUACUGAAACAUCAAAAUAGAAUUUUUUUGACUACUCGUAAAUCCCAACAAGAAGAUCAACAAGAAGAACAACAAGCUGAAGAACAUAUAAUCACACCAAAAGAAGAAGAAUUAAAUAACUUAGAAUCAUCUCAAGAAUUCGAAACAAUAAUCACAUCAGAAGAAGAAGAAGAAGAGGAAGAAGAACUUAAUCCACUUGAAAUAUCAUCAGACUUAGACCAAAACAAAGAAACCACAGCAGAACUAGAUUCAAAAAAUAAAUUAGACAUUCAAAAUCAACUUAAAAAACAAAUCAAACGGACAUCAAAAGCAAAUCAACCAAUACAAUUUACUGAUUCAGCUUUUGGAUUUCCUUUACCACCACCUUCUCAAUCAACUAUAAUUAUGUUAGAUUAUAGAUUCCCAGUUCAUGUUGAAAGAGCCAUAUAUAGAUUGUCACACUUAAAGUUAGCUAACCCCAAAAGAUCUUUAAGAGAACAAGUCUUAUUAAGUAAUUUCAUGUAUUCUUAUUUGAAUUUGGUUGAUCAUACUUUACAAUUAGAGCUGGAAUAG